AUGGCUCUUAUAACUAUUGUUGUUUUAUCUUUCGUGUUUUUCAUUUAUACAAUUGAAAGUGUUUCUGGAAGAAAACUUUUGGGAGAGGAGAAGACAACCACUGGAUAUGGGGAGGGGUUAAGCAAGAUUAGAGGAAGUUUUGGGUGUGAAGUUGGAGAAGGAACUUGUGGUGAGAUUAGAGGGAAAAAUGUGUUGGAUGGUGGUAUUGCAGGAAACAAAGGGUUAGAUGAUGUCAGCAGAGGACAAGGAGGCUUCAAUUUUGAUAUAAUUUUUGGACCUCGCACUAUAAAUGAAACCAACUUUGAAGAAAUAUCUCUCGUUGCAGACUCAAAUAAUAACGGAGCAAUAACAACCGGGGGAGAUAUAAGUGGAGAUGGAGUUGCAGCAGCAGCUGGAAUUGGAGCAGGAGCUGGAGUUGGAUCUUUUGGAAAAGGAAACUUAGCCGGACUCGGAGCUGGGGCUGGAAGCGGAGCUGGAGCUGGAGCUGGAUCUGGAGAUGGAAAUGGAGCUGGAGCAGGAGCUGGAGUAGGAGCUGGAGGAGGGGAUAGGGCUGGGGCUGGAGUUGGAAAUGGAGCUGGAGGUGGAGCCGGAUCAUCUAGACCCGAACUGGAGGUGUAA
Messenger RNA from Lactuca saligna, 618 nucleotides. The record is from the annotation of a GenBank genome assembly. NCBI's taxonomy places the organism in Eukaryota, Viridiplantae, Streptophyta, Magnoliopsida, Asterales, Asteraceae.